Cryptococcus amylolentus CBS 6039 is the source of this 1878-nucleotide messenger RNA. RefSeq lists its product as hypothetical. The transcript is spliced from 8 exons. Lineage: Eukaryota; Fungi; Basidiomycota; Tremellomycetes; Tremellales; Cryptococcaceae. The coding region runs from base 1 to 1878 and encodes 625 amino acids. Gene Ontology annotation, molecular function: ergosterol O-acyltransferase activity. The record is from RefSeq and is a predicted model, not a curated record. Gene Ontology annotation, cellular component: endoplasmic reticulum membrane. Gene Ontology annotation, biological process: ergosterol metabolic process.
AUGCCGACAAGAACAUCCCCCGGCGACGGCGGGCCCCUCGCCACUCCGCCCCCGUCCACCGACAAGGUAGAGAUGACCGCCACCCUCAACAACCAUACAGACAGCAUUAUACCCACCCCGGGUGGUGUCGUUCGUGUCAGGCCAUUCCGGUCGUCCAGCAAUGCACAGCUCAAAGCCGUGCUCAGUUUCACACCCAGAGUAUCCGCCUUGGACCGGCACAACACAUCGUCACAGACCGACCAGUUUAGAGGCUUCUUUGUCCUCUUUUGGAUAGGACUUGCUCUUCUCUUCCUGAGAACAACUAUAGAAUCGUGGGAGACGAACCGCACACCUCUGUCAUGGACAUUCGGCCGCCUCAUCACGGGCGACGCACUCGUACUCGCCAUUUCUGAUGGUAUUAUGGUACUCUCGAUGUUUUUGUGCGUCCCGUUUGUCAAAGCCUUGCAAUACGGCUGGUUUGACUACAACUGGACUGGGUCUGUCAUACAACACGUAUUUCAAUCCUUAUAUCUGGCGAUUGCCGUGUGGUGGGGCUACCACAGGCAAUGGUAUUGGGUGCAGUCGGGAUUCUUGGUAUUGCGUGAGUACCCUGACACAAUGCAGAUGCACUCCUACAUGGCCCACAAUGGAAUGCUCGCCACAGUGUCCCGACGACUCCAAAAGGAAAAGAGCCGUCUAGAACAAGUCAUCUCAGAGUACCCUGGAGGAAGAGAAGCUCUACUGCGAGAGGCAGGGGCCCGCAAGGCGGAUUUGGAAGCAGAGGAGGCAGAACACGAAGGCAACCGAGAGGCCUCUGUACCGUUGGGUACCCCGGCUGGAGAGAUGACCCCUGUGGAAGUACCUCUGCCCUCUGCGGGCUACGAAGACCCCAGUGCUCUUCCAAAGAAAGCACAGGCUACUGUCUCGGAGCUCGAGUCUGUCGGCACCUCCACUGCCAAGGAAUCCGCGUCCCGUUCGGAAGCCCGUAAACGACUGCACAUUGACCCGCCCAAGCAAAGACCCUAUGCCAAAGACGCUCUACCCUCUCCCCGACCCGAUCUUCCUCUGGGAACAUCCCUUGAGCCCUCCCACACCACCUCCCCCCACAGUCUCAGCCCGCCAGGUGCUCUCGCUUGGUCGUCAAACGAGGAGGUUGCGCUCUUGGCGACAAACAUUGACGCCAUGCAGGAAGAGCUGAAGAGUAACGGAGAUUCGGGAGUGGUGUGGCCUCAAAACGUGACUUAUAAAAACUUUUGGGAGUUUAUGCUUUUCCCUACUCUGGUGUAUCAGCUCGAGUACCCGAGAACCGAAACUAUGCGGCCACUGGUGGUUCUUGAAAAGAUCGUCGCCACGUUUGGCACCUUUUCUCUGAUCUACACCAUUACCGAACACUAUAUCAUGCCCCAUCUGCCAAAAGAGGGCGAUUCGCUUUCUUUGAUCAAGAGCUUUAUCAGUCUUGCUCUGCCUAUGAUUAUCAAUUAUCUGCUCAUCUUCUAUAUCAUAUUCGAGUGUGUUUGCACUGGAUUUGCAGAGCUGUCAUACUUUGCCGACCGGGAAUUCUACCAGGAUUGGUGGAACUCUACAUCUUGGGACCAAUUCUCUCGCAAGUGGAACAAGCCUGUACACACCUUUCUCCUGCGCCACGUAUACGCCUCUACCAUGUCUUCCCUCCAGCUCUCCCGCACGUCCGCUGCUUUCGUCACAUUCCUUCUGUCCGCCCUCUGCCACGAACUCGUCAUGGCGGUCGUGACUAAAAAGAUCAGGCCUUAUCUGUUCCUCAUGCAGAUGGCGCAGCUUCCUAUGAUUGCAUUGGGCAGACUGCCGGUGGUGAAGCGAAACAAGACGAUAGGCAAUAUCGUGUUUUGGAUAGGCCUGAUGAUGGGAUUCCCGUUACUGUGA